AUUCGUGAUUUUGCAGAAUAGGGCGAUUCGAUGGCACCGAGUUCAUCCUGCUGCGUCCUGCCGCGCCGCGCAAUGGCGAGAAGAUCUGCAACCGACCAACCGCCCACGAAAUAAUCGGAAUAAAAAAGAAAAAAAAAUGAAGUUUGAUCGAAGAAGGGGAACAAAAUCAGAAUCCGGAGAUGGCAAGCUGAGGGAUUAGAGGAGGAGAAAGAGUCAAGCAUGGAAGGAAUCGAGCAAAUCGAAUCCUCCUCCUCCAUCAAAGGAGAAACGUCGCAGGAUGGCGGGUGGUGCUCUCUUUCUGAUUCUGUCCUGGUCAAUGCAAUCCGAGAAGGUCUAGAAACAACCCCUUUUCUCCUCAACCGCCCUUCCUUCCCCAUCCUCCCUUCUCUAUUUCUACCUUUCUCGUCUUUAUCGCCUCUUCUUUGCCAAUCAAUUCCUUCUUCUUUGCUGCUUGUUUCCUUUUUUCUUGGUCCUGUGGGUGGAGGUCAGGAUGACGGUGAAGAAGACGAGGAGUGUUGCCGAGGAGCCCUCGCCAUCCCCUUCGUGCGCCCCUUAUAGAGAUGAUGCUAGGAAAAGAGUUAGAUUCCUAUCUCUCUCGCAAGAUUAUACGGAGUUUCUUGAGGAAACUGAAGAAAAGAAGAGGAGAUUGCUGGAGGCAAGACUAAGGAAACGUAAACUCUUUACUGAAGCCAGAUUUUUGAGAAGAAAACUUGAUACCUCACUUGCAAACCCGUAUCAGCAAGUUAGAUUGAAGGAACCAUCAAGUACAAUUCCAGUGAUCAAACCUCCUACAGAAAAGAAACCCAAAGUAUCUGGAGCUGCACGUACAAGUAACUACAUUAUAGAUAACUUGUACGCAAAUGCAUCUAAGUAUCAGUUUAAAAAGAUGUUUCAGAAAAAGCCAACCAAAUCUCUUUGUGUUGCACAAUCUUUGGGUUUUAGGAAGGCCCCCCCUCAAAACAUGAUGACAAUGGAAGCUGCAAAUGCUAGCACUUCUGCAACUCUAGGUGCGAAUGAAGUAUCGUUUAAGUUACAGAAUGGGGAGGAACUGAACAAGUUUCAGUUGGAGCAGUAUUACAUACAAAUGGAGAGACUCAAUAGAGUGCCUAUGAUUGGAGGAGGCUCAAAUGAUAAGUUAGUGAGUUGCAGAGAUCUUGGAAACAACUCAAAGAAGACCGGUAAGCGAAAACUCUCAUGGCGAGACCCACCGACUAGUGUUGAAGGCUUGAAGUCUUGAUGCAAAUUUUGUUUUGCAAGAGUUGACACAGAAUAUAACUCUCUUCUCAGUUGCGAUUAGCUCAUGCAAGAUGAGAUGGAGAGCAAUCUGUUUUACUGUCACUAAAUGGUUCGUCCAUGUUCAUCGCGAGUUUGCCUGUCUUUAAUCGAAAUGGUAGUUUCCAUUUGAAUUC
Zingiber officinale is the source of this 1409-nucleotide messenger RNA. RefSeq lists its product as uncharacterized. The coding region runs from base 491 to 1237 and encodes 248 amino acids. The transcript is spliced from 4 exons. The record is from RefSeq and is a predicted model, not a curated record. NCBI's taxonomy places the organism in Eukaryota, Viridiplantae, Streptophyta, Magnoliopsida, Zingiberales, Zingiberaceae.